This is a messenger RNA of Haliotis rufescens (red abalone), 2487 nucleotides long. RefSeq lists its product as uncharacterized. Lineage: Eukaryota; Metazoa; Mollusca; Gastropoda; Lepetellida; Haliotidae. The transcript is spliced from 2 exons. The coding region runs from base 190 to 1200 and encodes 336 amino acids. The record is from RefSeq and is a predicted model, not a curated record.
GCUGUUGGCCUCUUCUAUAAAUAGCUGUUUUUGGGCGAUGGCUCAUUCCCCGAGAAUUGUUGAAUGUGGGAAAACCAGUCGCUUGUUUGAGAUCUGGAUUUCCAGGAAAUCGUAGCGGAGUCUUAUAUAAAAUACUCGAAUGUGUUUCACGUGACAUUUCUCAUAUUCCUCGCUUCACAACAGACCAAGAUGGCGAUGGUAUCGUUUGGAGGAUGUGAGCGACAAGUGCCCAGUUUGGUCGUGUCGCAGUUCCAGAUGGGUCUCGAGUUCAUUGACAAACUAAUGGCUGGAUUACAGGUGACCCAGUUCAAGACUGGUAUCCAAUUCAUUGACCAACUAAUUGCUGCAUUGCAGUUUAGAUAUUACAAUGUCAAACGAAACAUAGAAAAUGCUAGUGCAGCUUUCUCACAGGCUGAAUGUGAGUUAGAAAACCAUAUCCGUCAUCAAACCAAAAAGUGUCGGGAAGAGGAAGCAGAACUAUCAAACAUGCAUAGAAGACACCAAGAAAUUCUUAAAUCUCUGGCAGGCUUGAACGAUUCACUGGAGACAUUAUCAAAAACACUCAAGGAACUGAGAAAGAAGGUUGAAAGUGCUCAAAAGGAUGUGGAGGAAUCGAAGAAAAGUGUCGCAAAGGCAACAAGGGAGUACGAACUGGCCAGUGUAACUAGAGAAGCAGUUCGGGUGGCAGGAAAGGCGACGAGUUGGAUACCUUUUGUCGGAUCCACACUCUUGGAAGUUUCUGAGACGACACUCAAACAACAUGUUGAUAAUGCAGAAUAUCGCCUUGACUCUGCCAAAUCAGCUUUAUCCAGUGCUGAAGACACUGUAUGUGAGAUGGCAAAAGCUCGUGAAAAUGCUCAAGGUGAUAUCAAGAGACGUGAAAUAGAAAAGAUUAAAAUGGAAGAAGAAAUGAAAUUGACUCAGAAGAAUAUUUCUACAUACAGGAAGGACAUUAACGAGCAAAAUCGAUCCUUAACAGCGUUGAGGAAGGUGAUGACUCGUCUGGGUAAAGUGUCGGGACGAGCAGAGGUACUAAAUGAUGCCACGGCCAUCAUGCAUGAUAUAGCAGAGAUCGGGAUACCUCUUAAGAGUUUGCUUGACAGUUUUGAGGAGUUCAUUACGCAACCAGAUCUCUGGAAGAAGGUGCUUUCUCGUCCUGAAUUUCUGGCCGUUUGCGAUGAUGACGAUGGAGACUGGUGAAUGAAAACAGAAAUGAUACCUUGACAAUGUUGCUAAGAUUGUUGUCUCCAUCACGUGAAGAGGAUAAUCAAGUUCUUAAAGUGUUCGCUGAUCAGGUUUUAUUUGAGAACGAUUGGCAUUGGAUUCAUGUAGAUCAUUGUCAAUGUAUGUUUGGACACUGACAAAUAGGCCGUCUGUUAUGUUUUGUGUGUUUCCCGUCUCAAGGCGGGCCUAAAAUACUUUUGCCCGCAUGACCAUUAUUCAUUCUGCUCUGACAAGCAAUAUACGAAUUUCCCAUUCAUAAAUAGAUUUUGUACUUUACUUUUUAUCUUGAGAAUAAUCGAGAGUGGAAAUAUAUGAAGCUUUUUCCUCUUUCGAAGUCUCCCUCUUUUCCGUCUUCAAAGCUUUGACGACGACACAGCAUUCGUUGUAAUUCGACCGUACACGAAGUAACGAUGCACUCUUUCUAAAAAUUAGUAAAAAAGUUGUCACCAGUUUUGAAUCAAUAAUUCAAAUUGAAUUAUUUGAUAGGCAUUACUUUGAAGUUGACGGGUGAUAAAGUAGACACAAUUUAUGGAUAAAUACUAAGAGCCAACGGCAGAAACGCAACCAAACGCCAAGAACCUGAAUAUGUAGUUUAUAGAUUUGACUGUGGACAAGCAUUGGUGUGGUGCAACUGUGGUAAAACAUUCCGCCCCAUGAACACCGGAAUCAAAGAGCACAAAGCUUCAACCAUCAAAUCAGACAGUAAAUCAGCCAUCUUGGACCAUAUCAGCAACUGCCUCAAUCACAACAUCAACUGGGACAACCUCAAUGAUUUCAUCAAAAGAAAACUAACUGAAGCAGUCCACAUUCGCCGCCACAAGCAACCAAUCAACAGAGAUCCAGGCUAUUUCAUCCUAUCCGCCUACUAUAAACUCACUGAGCAAUAAUCACCAUUUCCAUGUAAACCUAUCCUGUUUAAUUAGCUUCCUGACUGACGGGCUUUCACCUCGUCUGUUCUCUGUCUAUCAAGUUGUUAUAGUAUGUUAUCCUUCUGUUGUCAUUACUUAACCUACUCAUGUUAUCCCCACUCAUGGAUGCAUUUGUUCUCUGUCCAUCAAGUUGUUAUAGUAUGUUAUCCUUCUGUUGUCAUUACUUAACCUGCUCAUGUUAUCCCCACUCAUGGAUGCAUUUGUUGCUACUGUUAAUCCUCCACCUACUAUAUAUAUUCUGUACCAUCUUAAUCUUACAGUCUUGCAUGACAACUGUAUAAGGGUCUAUUCCGAAAUGUCUCCUUUACAGUAAUUAAAGAAGUUGUUUUCCAUA